AUGAAAAAUGGAGAAAUGAAAGAAAUAAAAGUUCGUGGAGAGAAGGACACCGUUUUGUUAGUCCAUGUGAAUAACAAGUACUACUGCUUAGGUCCAAAGUGCCCUCACUAUAGUGCACCAUUGAAGACAGGAGUGUUGACAAAGGAUUAUGUAACCUGUCCUUGGCACGAUGCAAAGUUCGAUUUGAAAACAGGAGAGUGUAUGAACGGUCCUUCCUUCGAUGAUAUCCCAAGGUAUGAAGUAGUUGUUGAGGGAAAUGAUAUAUAUGCUUACUUACCAGAAAAAAUGGAACUAUUUCAGAAAAAAAAAGUAUGUCCAUGUUCAGGCAAAUGUGAAAAGAAGACCAUACUGAUAGCGGGUGGGGGAGCGGCAACCUUGGGAGCUUUGGAGACCUUCUUAAAGAUGGGGUACACAGGUAGGUUAGUCAUAUGUAGUAAGGACUCGUACAAGCCGUAUGACCGCCCUACGUUGUCUAAGAGCAUUUCGAAGUACGACUCGGCGGAGGAGCUGUACGAGGGGAUCAAACUGAAAGAGGACGAGUAUUACCAGCGGGGAAAUAUCAGCUAUUUGCACAACGUAUCCGUGGAGAGGGUGGACGUGGAGGAAAGGAAGGCGCACCUGAGCAACGGGGAGGUGAUUCAGUACGACAAGCUGUUGGUGACCACGGGGGUGCGCCCCUCCCCCUCGCCCCUGGGGGGAAGCGGCGGGAGUGGCGGCGGAAGUGGAGGUAGCGGCGGGAGUGGAGGUAGCGGCGGAAGUGGGGGUAGCAGCGGAGGUAGCGGCGUUGGUGGCGGCGCCGUGGAGGCGGACAACCUGCUGACGCUGCAGAGCCUGGAGGACCACGUGAAAAUCGCCUCGUACGCGAAGGAGGGAAGCAAAUGCGCCAUCAUCGGGUCCUCCUUCAUCGCCUGCGAACUCUCCUCCGCUCUGAAAAAAAAAAACGUAAACAUAACGAUGGUGUCCAAGGAUACCGUCCCCUUCUACAGAGCAUUUGGAGAUAAAAUCGGAUCAGUUGUGUUAGACAUUCUGAAGGACCAAAAAGUUACGUUUUAUGGAGGGGUCCACCCAACAGAGUAUAUCAUAGACAGAGGGGGAGGGUUCCUGAAGAAGGUGAAGUCUAUUCAUGGGGUUAGGUUAAGCAAUGGGGAGGUGAUCAGCUGUGAUUAUGUCGUGGAAGCGUUGGGUUGUUUGCCCAACUCGGAGUUCCUCCAUGAUAAAUUUAAAAAUGAGAGGAAGGAAGUUAUUGUGGAUAAGUACUUUCAAGUGAAGGGUUCCUCGGAUGUGUUUGCUGCAGGAGAUGUAUGUUCCUUUCCGUAUUUCGUCACAGGUGAAAUGAUAAACGUGUGUCAUUGGAACGUAGCCAUACAACAGGGACGAAUCGCAGCACAUAACAUGCUUAGUGAUGAAAAGAAGGAGUUUAAUUUCAUUCCUUUUUUUAACACUAAUAUAUUUGGGAAAAAUUUUCGCUACUCUGGAUUCGUGAAGGAGGCUGAGAAGGUCAUAUACGAGGGUGACUUGCGCAAGUUGAAUUUUGUGGCAUAUUUUGUUAAGGGGGACAAGGUAGCUUCCAUCCUGACUCUGGGUAAUGCUAAGAUGGCUGCUCUGAAUGAGUGCCUCUCGAAAGGCAGGGUGCCGAAGGUCUACGAGUUGGAGGGCGGCCUCCAGAACAGCGACAGCAUGAUCGCGUCGAUGAGGGAAGCGCUUGAGAAGAAUCGAAUCACAAUGUCGUAUGCGUUUUGCCCUGUGUACCACGUGAACAUUAACCAACCGCAGAAGGAAGAUUUGCUUCGAUUCGAAACGUCAGCCGUCGACAGUUAUAAGCAUUACAAGGAAAUUGAGACACGCUCGCGGAUCCGCAUCAGCCUGGUGAUCACCCUCAUCUCGCUGCUGGCGUUCGUCACGUGGCAGUUCCGAGAGGACAGGACGGUAGUGGACACGAUAAACAACAUCCCCCUGAUGUUGUUCGUCUGUCUCUUUUUCUUCCUCAUCAUAAAGCAUUACUAUAAGAGUCUGUUUAAGUCGAAGGGAUACAUAAAGAGUCUGAACAAGACACUGAAGGGGUUCAACCUAUACCUGGACAAUAAAAGCCUAAAGCUGUGCGUUAUCGGCAGCUUCCCGAAGGAGUAG
This is a messenger RNA of Plasmodium cynomolgi strain B, 2127 nucleotides long. Its product is annotated as ferrodoxin reductase. The coding region runs from base 1 to 2127 and encodes 708 amino acids. Gene Ontology annotation, cellular component: cytoplasm. Gene Ontology annotation, molecular function: flavin adenine dinucleotide binding; 2 iron, 2 sulfur cluster binding; oxidoreductase activity, acting on NAD(P)H. The record is from RefSeq and is a predicted model, not a curated record. Lineage: Eukaryota; Apicomplexa; Aconoidasida; Haemosporida; Plasmodiidae. The transcript is spliced from 7 exons.